UCCUGCUCUGGCUCACGUGACCGUGCGACCCCGGGAGCGAUGGCGGUGCGGCUGGCCGGCUUCCUGAUGUUGCUGGGGCUCGCGGCGCGCGGUCGGUGGCUCCGCGAGCGUGCCCCUCCGCGGGUCGGCGUCGCCGGCCUCUGCUCCCUGCUCAUCGCCUCGCUCUCCGCAGGGCCCGCGCCAGCACGUGCCGGGAAGAUGAAGGUGGUCGAGGAACCCAACACAUUCGGGCUGAAUAACCCGUUCCUGCCCCAGACAAGUCGCCUUCAGCCUAAGAGAGAGCCUUCGCCUGUAUCGGGGCCCCUGCAUCUCUCCAGACUUGCUGGCAAGUGUUUCAGCCUAGUGGAGUCAACGUACAAGUAUGAGUUCUGCCCUUUCCACAACGUGACCCAGCAUGAGCAGACCUUCCGCUGGAAUGCCUACAGCGGUAUCCUUGGCAUCUGGCAUGAAUGGGAAAUCACCAACAAUACCUUCAAGGGCAUGUGGAUGACUGAUGGGGACUCCUGCCACUCCCGAAGCAGGCAGAGCCAGGUGGAGCUUACCUGUGGGAAGAUCAAUCGACUGGCCCAUGUGUCUGAGCCAAGCACCUGUAUCUAUGCACUGACAUUCGAGACCCCCCUCGUCUGCCAUCCCCACUCCUUGUUAGUGUAUCCAACCCUGCCAGAGGCCUUGCAGCAGCGCUGGGACCAGAUGGAACAGGACCUGGCAGACGAGCUAAUCACACUGCAGGGCUAUAAGAAGUUGCUGAGGGUGCUUUUUGAAGAUGCUGGCUACUUAAAGGUCCCAGGAGAAACUCAUCCCACCCAGCAGGCAGGAGGUUCCAAGGGCCUGGGGCUUGAGACCCUGGACAGCUGUAGAAAGGCACAUUCAGAGCUGUCCCAGGAGGUACGAAGACUGACCAGUCUGCUGGACCAGCAUGGAAUCCCCCACACUCAGCCCACAGAGCUGCUGGCACAACUGGAUCCCAGCUCCCUCAGACCUAGCCAUGUCCUCCUCAUUACUGGAGCUGUGAAAGGAACUACUCAGACAAGGGUCUCAAGAGGAAUCUUCAGGGAACUGAGGCCAGGCUGCCAAAGCACCCAGUAGAAAAUCUUCCCCCUUGUACCACGUGGUCAAGGAACCAGAGCUUCACCCAUUGCAGGGAUCUCCACCCCCAGGAGGCCCCAGGAGAGAGAAAUCUGUAGGCAACCACUCUCAAACACAAGCCAUUCCAGUAAGGCUGCUGAGUGAGUGAGCAGGGUGGCAGGGCUGGCCAGGUGCUGAGACUUGGAACCCAGGGCUCCUGGCCUAGACACUUGACACCAUGGACUCCGGCACCCAAGAACAGGGUUAACAAGAACCGCUCUCAAUCACGCCUCUUCACCCGAUCCAAUGAGGCUUAGGAAAGCAACAAGAUAAAGCGUAGGCAAGAUGGUGCUGCCCCAGCACCUACUUCUGUAACCCCUGAUGUUCUCGGGCCACGGGAACCAGGCACCGAUGUGACGACUGAAGAGAAUCAUGACAAAGAAAAACCGAGUUGCCAGGGGAGAAACUCUGCAAUGAGAGUCCAAAUGUGGAAGCAAAUCAGGGCAAAGUGGGCCACUGUCCCAGUGCUGAUGAACGGCAGAGGCCUCCUGCUGCACAGGUUUCCUGAUUCCUGUGUGUUUCCUCAUGUUGCACACCUGUCCCUGACUGAGCUUCUGAGGUCCUUCAGUACAUCCCUCCUGUUAUCUGAGCAACAUCUUCCAAACAGCCUGGGACAGAGAGAGAUGGGAUUCUGGGCAUUCAGCUGACCAGGGACCAUGGGUAUCCUGGGCUUGUGAGGACUGAGGACCCCUACUAGGUAGUUUCAGCUCAGGAGUUUAUCGUCUUAGAGUCCUGAAGUUCAAAAUCGAAGUGUGCAGACCUGCCUGCACUCUUUCUGUUGGCUUAGGGAUUAUUGCUCUACCUCCUGGGGUGUCAGCUCUUCCUGGGUGUGUGGCUACAUGGAUCCCGACUGCCUCCAGUGCCACAAUCCUGUUCUCUCCUGUGUGUCUGCAUUUCUUAGAAGGACACCAUCACUGCGCAUCAGGACCUACUCUACUGACAUCAUCUUAACUUGAUGACAAAGAUCUCAUUUCCAAAUGAGGACACAGUCACAGAUGUAUCCUCCAAUGGUGGUAAUCGAACCUGGGCCUCACAGUCUAGGCAAAUGUUCUACCAUUGAACUAUAUUCCCAGUCUAGAUUCAUCUUUUUGGGGGGGAUAAAAAUCAACCCACAACAAAGGGAUCCCACCUGGAGACACUCCCUUGCCAUGUCUGCCCCAUGGUCUCCAGACCCUGCUCUCCAUUCACAGAACUGCCUGUCUCUCGCUGGGAACACAUGCCACACUGGGUUCAACAUGGUCAGGGCACCUGUCCCCAGUCCCUGCUCUUCUGCUGCUGUCUCUGCUCAGUCUCCUAGCCCUCUCAUUCUCAUACCUCCUCAAGCCCCACUCUUUCCUCCGCCUUCUAGACCCUUCUGUCCAGCUCUGCCUCCUGCAAGGCACUUGUUUCUGCAGGGUUCCGUCUUCCCUGCUGAGCCUGCAUCCCCACACCCCACUCACACAGCCUCCCUCUGGGGGCCUUGAAGCCUUUCCCAGCCUAUAUAUAGUGGUUUCUGAAGCCCUAUGGUAACAGGACCCCAGGCCCUAGUAAGCCCCAAGAACUUAGCACAACUGAUGCCAUGACAGAGUGCCAUUCAGGCCUUAAAACCCAGCACACAGGCAGCAAAAUGAGAACAGAGACCUAACCCCAUCUAAGUCCAUAGUCUGGGAAAGUCCCUAAGUGUACUAACCCUGCUUUCUGGCUUCAACAGUUCUGCUUCUGGCUAACUGUUCUUGCUAAAUGAGAUGUGUCAGCCCAGGAUGUGGGUUUUGUGCUCAAAAGCUCACCCUGAGAAAGGCUCAGGACUGCACUUGGCCUCGAAGGGGUAGUCUCCAGCUGGCCAAUAAAGACUUUCUAUUGACUCAAA
Peromyscus eremicus (cactus mouse) is the source of this 2971-nucleotide messenger RNA. RefSeq names its product N-acetylglucosamine-1-phosphate transferase subunit gamma (gene Gnptg). The record is from RefSeq and is a predicted model, not a curated record. The transcript has 10 exons. NCBI's taxonomy places the organism in Eukaryota, Metazoa, Chordata, Mammalia, Rodentia, Cricetidae. Gene Ontology annotation, cellular component: Golgi apparatus. The coding region runs from base 40 to 1086 and encodes 348 amino acids.